Molecule: messenger RNA, 8072 nt
Organism: Ceratina calcarata
Lineage: Eukaryota; Metazoa; Arthropoda; Insecta; Hymenoptera; Apidae
Product: leucine-rich repeat-containing protein let-4
Exons: 8
Coding region: 1112-2563 (483 amino acids)
Cellular component (GO): extracellular matrix
Molecular function (GO): protein binding
Source: RefSeq, a predicted model, not a curated record
AGGUCAGCUCGCGGUACCGAGCAGAGGCCGGCACUGACGGCAGCUUUGCUUUGUCAGCCGGUCGCGAGGCGCCUGUCAUUCAACCAGUCCGCGACAGUCUUCAACAAAUAAUUCAUCCAGUAUAAAGUCGAAUAAGGGAAUUAGUGCUACGAUUCGAUCCCUGAGCACGAUGGAGUCUCGGCCGUACUGAACUGAAACCGGUCAUAAUCUUGGUUCGACUAAUUUUCUCAAGUGUCCAGUUUCCGGAUAAUUGGAUCACCUAGAUUGGCAGUUUUAAUUGGUUCGUCUGGCGUCUAGUCGGCUUUGACCGGCACUAGAAAUUGGCGAUGCGAUCGGCGUGGACGGUGCACCGGCGCUUAUCGAAUACGUGCGGGAAAUACCAAACGUAGCGACUCGAAGACGAAGGAAACCGAAAUGGACAGACCGCGUCAUAGAAAGGCUGCCAGUAAUCCCAGCUUAUAUUGAAUUCAGUGAUUUAUAUUAAUACAGUUUGUGCAAAACGAAGCAAGUGCCAAUUGUACCAAUCGGACGUUGCAUAAAAGUGUUCGUGGCUACAUAAUAAUAAUAAUAAUAAUAAUAAUAAUAAUAAUUGUAUUUAUAACCGUGAGAUGAAAAACGAUGAAAACGAAAGACCCGUGUUGCAUCAGAUUCGCAAAAGUGUGUCAUUACGCUCCCUCCUCGGUUAAACUCCCGGUCUGGAUUAAUCGAGCCGACCGGCUAAGUUUCUUCAUACGCAGUGACAUCAAUAAGCGAUGACCAGUGAUCACGCGUACAACUAUCAUUGUUUCGCUCCGCAGUUACCCAGCAAGUGUUUCAGGAGCCACGCAGGAAACCGACGUAAGAUCUACAUGGAUCGACUCGGUGUACCGGUGCACCGCAGAAGAGCGAGCAAUGGCUAUGAGAAGAGCAGAGGCUAAGUAGCAGGCUGCAGGCACAGGAACGAAGAGGGCAACAGGAGAGAAGGAAGAGUCAUUAACAAGAGGAAAAAAGAGGAUAAAACGAUAAUACGAGAGAGCUUCCUUCCUUCCUUGCUUCCUUCCUUCCUCCUUUCGUUUUCGGACAGAGCAAUAAAAGUUUAACAAACGGGGAGACGGACACCGGUCGAAGGAAGAUGAAGGAGAACAGCUUAUGGGCGCUGGUGUGGACAGUGAGUCUGAUAACUGGGCUAAGUCUAGCGCAAACGUCGCAGUCGUGUCCCAUGCACGGUCAGAUCUCGCCCUGUUCCUGCACUCUGAAGAAAUCCGGUCUGGACAUCGUCUGCGAGUACACCGACCUGAGCCACAUAUCGAAGGUGAUGAGCUCCCUCAAAGGGAGGCCAGAGACGGUCAUAUUUUACCUGAGGCUCAGGCACAACAUCCUCCCUAAACUACAACCGUACGUGUUCCUCGGGCUGGACAUACGCCACUUGACCAUCCACAACAGCAGCCUGGCUAAGCUCGAGGAGUCAUCCCUGAGCUCGAUCGGUACCGGCCUGACGCAGUUGGACCUGUCGCAAAACGCGUUGCUCUCGGUACCGUCCAGCGCCCUGAAAGAUCUUCAGCAUCUGCUCAUCCUGAAUUUGAACCGUAACAAGAUCAAGGCAAUCCAUAAGAAAGCUUUCGAGGGGCUGGAUACUCUCGAAAUCCUGUCUCUUUACGAGAACGAAAUUUCGGUUAUAGAAGAGGAUGCCUUCACGGGGUUGCACAACCGAAAGCUGAAGAGACUAAACCUGGGUGGGAACAAAUUGUCCAAAGUGCCGACGCAAUCUCUGAAGACUCUGGACAUGUUGAAGAAGCUCGAGAUGCAGGAGAACAACAUAUCGGCCAUUGAGGAAGGCGACUUCGAAGGCUUGAAGAACCUGGACUCGUUGGGGUUGGCACAUAACAACAUCCACGAAGUCCCGGCUCGUGUCUUCUCCCACUUGACGCAGCUGAACUCUCUGGAGCUGGACGGGAAUCACAUUAACCACGUGGAUCCAGACGCGUUCAUCGGCCUCGAGGAGAACCUGCAGUAUCUGCGACUGGGCGAUAACAAUUUGCACUCGAUCCCGAGCGACGCUCUGCGACGCCUGCAUCGGCUUCGCCACCUCGACUUGAAAGCCAACAACAUCAGCGCCGUAGCGGAUGACGCUUUCACUGGAUACGGGGACUCCAUCACGUUCCUAAAUCUUCAGAAAAAUUUGAUCAAGGUACUGCCGACCCUGGUUUUCGAAAACCUAAACUCCCUGGAGACGUUGAACCUGCAGAACAACAAGAUCGCCGAGCUACCAGAGGAGGUGAUCGAGAACAUCGUGGAUACCCUACGGCACAUCGAUAUCACCGAUAAUCCACUGAUCUGCAACUGCGAGCUGCGAUGGUAUUCGGUCUGGCUGGGGAACCUGAAGGACAAGGAUGACGAGAGGAUGUCGAGGAAGCACACUGUGUGCACGAUGCCAGCAGAGCACCGGGAGUACUCCGUGCAGAACAUACCGUUGGAGAGAAUGGGCUGCGUAGGCAAGAACGCCGGGAGGACUUCAUCAGCGUCCGGCUGCGUCUACGUGGAAACGGUGCUUCAGGUACUGAUCACAGCCAUCGCUAUACUUUAAUCAGGAUCGCCUACCCGAAUAUCUGUACCACUGAUUCACGAACGCGGCAAUUUCCUCGUUUCCUUCGUUCGCUAGAGUCGGUCAAUGGCGCCACGGUCGCGGAGACGUGACGCCGAUUGACGACUCCUUCAUUUACCCAUAAAUUUAAACAAUUGCAACACCAAAAGCCUCGUGAUUCGAAUUAUACAUUUUUGAGGUUAUGAAAUUUCGUUUGAAGUAAAAUGGGAGACGAGGAAAUUUCGAUCGCGAGCUAACAGGGUGAACAUAAUUGCUCGCAUAAUGUCGUACGAGCCUUUAUUCACCGAACGUUACAUAUCAAGAUCGUUGCCAAGUAUUUUCUGGAUGUUUAAUUAAAAAAAUGAUAAAAAAAAAAAAUGAAGUUCGCGUAAACUCGCGGGGUAGUAAAGCUCGAUAGAGAAUUCGAAUGUCUGUAAUUUAGCCACCGUUUUACGACCCGCGGACAUUCAUCUUAUACAUAUCAGCGCGUUCCUGAGAACGUUCUUCUUGAUGUUGCACGUUCCCACGUCGCAGUCUCCCGUCAGCAAUAUUUCCCCAGUGCAUAGAAUCGAUAGAUCUUUCCAGUGGUUUGGUCCGUUGCUGAGAGAGUUCAGGGUCGAUCGGAAUUUCGUUCGUGAAAAGUAACAAUGGCGGUGAUCAGACGCGCUCUUCAGCUGGCGUCUUUGAUAUCUUGAGAUCGUUCGGUGUGUUUAACUCCAUUUAGAAAGGAGCGGUCGAAAUGAAAUAACGACGGUUGAUAAAACGUAAUGUGCUCAACAGGAAGCCGACACUUGUCAAUUCCGGCAGAGUACAUACAUACAUACAUACAUACGCAGAGAGAAACGUAGCUAUCAUUCAAAUGGUUCGUAGCUUUUUGUUUUGUGGUCCCGCUGCCCCGGGCCUGACGCGCGUGCGCGGUAAGAUCACGGUUAGUAAGAGAGAUGGGGCAAGAAAUCCGUCACGACGGUAGUGGGGAUAACCUACCAAUGGUGGGAGUGAGAAGAAGCCAUCCCCACUACCGUCCUGAGCGAUUUCUUAACCCAUUCCUGGGUAGACCUCUCAGCAACGCCGCGAAGAUGAUCGUCGGGUACGUCGCAGUUGCAUACGCUUUUGCCAAGCACGGUCAACUUUAAAUAAUUUUGCGCUCUGAGUUCCCACUCCUCUAACGGUUACACAGAUUGCGACGUGCGGACAUUGCUCGUAAUAUUUCGAGUUGCGAAACGUGUUCGAAGCUCAUUGAACGAAUGAGCGCGCACCACCACCACCAACACCACCACCACAACCACCACCACCACCCCUCGGUCAAGUAAUAUUGAUAUCUAUACACGUAGGAUAUUUUUAGAUUCGAUUAUUGCGAAUCGUGAAACGUGGAAAGUACGAUGACAAAUCCUGCACGUAAACUCAGCACGUAGAAGUAACAAUAUUAUUGCAUAUAGUCUUAUAUAGAAACCGGUCGGUUGCAAAUAUUUGUCGGGCGACACACGGUAAAUAACCAUCGAACACCUUUCGUAAACUGUUACGUAUCGCGCAAGGAUAUUAAUAUAAAAAAAAAAAUACAUUAAACAUGACACGUGGAAAGUAAAUUGUGUUUCACAAUUAAUAGAGUAAUUUCAUGUUAAGGUGAUUAAUAUUACGAGUUAGUUUAGCGUAAGAGUAACGUCACGAUGCGAGCCAUCGUUCCGAAGAUCGAAAGGAUAUACAGAACGUUUUUAUUUCGUACUCGGCUGUACUUCCGAAAACCCGCAUGCUUCAAAAUGGCUGAGAUUUUGAAAAUAUGUCUCUUUUUGGUAAAAAUUAUGAUUGCGAGAUGGAUUUUUCGUGACUCGAAAAAAGAUUUUUAUCGUUUGAGUGUCAUUGCCUACAUUACCGACGUAGUUACAACCGCGGGAAUACGCAAAACAGCUUUGAAAGCGAGUUAGAGAAUCUGCUGUUUUCAAUUAAGAAAAUCAGUGACUCUGAUAAUGACAUCGAAUGGUUAAGAGAAAUGGAGUUAAUUCUAAUAAAUAAUAAAGACAGCAUAAAAAGAGUCUGAUGUAUAUUGAGAGCAGAGAAUCAGGGAAAUAUAGCUGCUUAUAAUACUUUUUUUAUUAUACAUUCUUUUGUUUUUACGAAAAUCCUCAAAUCUGCUUAAAAAUUUUCAUACACUUUUUAAAAGCAAAGUACAAGUGUGUCGGUAACAUAGGAAAUGACUCUGAAUUGGAACAAAUUCUUCUUUCGAGUCGCUAAAAAUCCUCGGGAUUUGAAUUUACGUCGAGAGAUUCACCCUAAUUUACGUUAGAAUUAUACUUUUUUAUUACACAUUCUAUUGUUUUUACGAAAAUCCUGAUACCUCCGUAAAAAUUUUCAUAGACUUUUUCAAAAGUAAAGUACAACUGUGUCGAUAACAUAGGAAAUGACUGAAAUGGAACAAAUUUUUCUUUCAAGUCGACAAAAAUCCUUCUCGCAAUCAUUAUUUUUAUCAGAGCAUAAUCUAUUUCCAAAAUUUCAGCCAAUUCGGUGGUUUUCGGAAAUUUAGCCUCGAACUCAGAUCAGAUUAUUCUGCAAUAUUGCCUGUCGAUAACUGUAAUUUCUGCAUUGCAUCAAACGGGAUCGUUAAAAAAGAACUCCUCCUAUCCUUCGAUCGUUAAGGAACGAAUGGUCGCGUCGGUAUCACACAACACACACAUAUCAUUUAUACGCCCAAAAAUUUAACUUGUAAGAUAACAGUUAAUUAUUAAUAUCGAUCUAAGGCUUCAUUGUAAUCUCUAAAGAAUCGUAUACAUAUCGUGAACGUAUGAGAUUUAAGAGAAUUUAUUUGUUAAUAUAUACAUAAUAUAUAUACGUUACGUAUAUACAUAUAUACACAUUAUUACGAUCAUCAAAGAUAUAUUAUAUACCUAUAUAUUAUAUAUAUAUCCAGUGAAUCUUUUUUUAACAAUCCGUACGAUGAUACAGAUUGUUCGCGUUCUGUCGUACCAGCGAAUAAUUUAAUUCGUUUCAUCAUUCAAGUUUUUGCGUUCGUUUAUUUCCUUAACCUCAUGGAUUUGUAUGUUUCUUUAAACUCUUAUCUAUUGCGUUCAUCUAUUUCCUUAAAUCCUUAUCUAUUAUUCGUUUAUAUCCUCAAACCUCCAUAGCAGAAUUCGAAUUAAAAUUUUCUCAAGCAUAAAUGAAAUUAAGUUCAGGAACGAUACGCCGAGUGGAAUUCUCUGCAGGCCCUACACAUAGCUUAGGAUCCGCAGGAGGCAUAUCGACAUUUCAGUUUCAUCCAGGCUCCUACUUUUCCAUCCGCUGGUACAACAGAUCGCUAACAAUUGUAAAUUCAUAAGGACGUUAUAAUAGAACAGAAAUAAACCCAUUGACUGCGGUAGUGGCGCUGCGUGCAAUUUUAUCUGAUGUAGUUUUAAUUGAAUCGGUCGUACCGUUGAAUAUGAAAAUUGAAUGCAAUUAAUAAUUGAGUAGAAUUAAGUGAUGAUUCAUUCGGUUUUACUAAUGACUCCGCACUCAAUGAGGUUGUCGAUUUAAAUGAAGAGAGUAGUAAGGUUAGCGUAGAACACCCACCCCGUGAGCCAGGAGUUUACAUCCCUUAAAGACUGAAUCGAAGGGAGCUGAGGUCCAUUUUCUCUCAGUAUCGAUCCGUUUCAGUUUAUUUUUUACCAAAUGGUCGAUUAUUUAAAAACGAGUUCAGUAAUUCUAUUUUCAUUUAUUGGCUCGUUAUUCGGCUAAUAGAAUUAGGUCAGUUUUGGUUCAUUUUAUUUCUGGUUUUACUAUUUUUUUAGGUUUUUUCUUACCAAAUGGUCGAUUAUUUAAAAACGAGUAAUUCGACCUUCAUUUAUCGGUUCGUUAUUUGACUAAUAGUAUUAGAUUACUCUAUUUCCCGAGUGACUAGGAGCCUUCCGCGCAGCUUAAAGGUGGUGGGGGCCGCAGCGAAAGUCUCGGACCUCCCACCACGCGUUAUUCGCCACCGACCACGGUUCAUUAUACACAGUAGGACAAUAAGGACACGCUUGUAUUGGGAACUGCUAAAUAUGGGUGGGAGAUGCGCAAAACGACCGAAAACUGAACCGUGCCGACUCCUAGUCACUCGGGAAAUAGAGUAUAGGUUUGAUUCAUUUUAUUUCCUAUCAGAUCUGGUUUUACUAUUCUUUGAGGCCGACUAAAAUUCAGUUUUUCUUGAUAAAUUCGACCAACAAAAUCUGGCUGGCAUAAGGAAAAGCGUCGGUACUCCUGGCUCAUGUAGCGAAACAUAUCCUCUCUUAGGUGAUCGUAGAAACGAUGAACUGGGCCAGUCCCUCGCGCGCGUAUCCGCGCGUUCUUGGGACGAAACCCGAAGAACCAUGUCGAGACAUAUCUUUGAUCGCCGUAGGUUUUCAGUCUCGCCGGCUGCGUUGUUAUUAUUACUAAUUAUUAUAAGCGGUAUUUUUGUACAGUGUCUUACAGUGGUGCCGGGGUCGUUGCAGGCGCAGCCGACGAGCCGUGCGCGGCAUAGCCAUAUAUAUAUAUUAUUAUUAUUAUUAUUAUUAUUAUUAUUAUAAUUAUUAUUAUUAUACAUAUAUAAUAUGGAUACGUAUAUAUUUAUUUCGAUCGUAGCGCGUAAUACUCUGAGACGCGAGAAAUUGUUCGACGUGUACCACAAAACCACGUGAGAUACCUGUAAGCGUGAAUCGAUCGAAGAUCGUGAGAAGUGAGUGGCGGGUGAGAGAACCACGUGACACUUUUAACAAAAUGGAGGCAGAGCGAAGCCUCCAUUUCAUUCUAACCUCUAAACCUCUAAUCCCCCCCCCCAGUCUCCUCAGUCCCCAGUCCUCUCUAUUUCUACUUUGCUAUGAACGUCCCUCGUUCAAUCGUCGAGAUCUCGGUGCUCUCUUCUACAUAAUGUCCGCUUCGUUACCUGUGCGCACCAAGCUGUCGUCUUAUAAUUAUUACUGUAUACGCUGCUCGUGCAGCUCGCAAGUACACGCAAAACAUAUACACUAACGAUUUUAUCGAUAAACACGAUGGAUAGUACCUAUAUAGGUUAUGUCUACCCCUUUCAUUAAGGUUAGGUAUUAAAAAAAAAAAUCGCGUGAUCUUGAGACGCGAGUGAUUCUACUAUCUAUGCGUGCAUUUAUUAUCACGGACUACGUACACGAUUUACACAGACACACACGGUUUUACACAGACACGCGUGAAAUCUCCAUGCCUAAAACGACAUAUCGGUGUUACAAACGUAUGAAUAUUAAGUAUAAAUCUCUAUAUAUAUAUAUAUAAAAAAAAAAAUGAUGUAUAACACAGAUAUACACGAAGUUCGUCUGUAUAUGUCUAUAAAUAUUGUUACAUACGUAUUAUAAAUGUAUAUGGUGAUUAUUAAGAUGGUAUAAUUAUUACGUGAUGUAUGUAUUACGAAGCAUCUUUCUCUCGCGGCGGUCCGCGACGCGGGCGUCUAAACUCAGAUUCUAAUGUCUAUAUGUCAUCGUUUACUAUGUCGUUAACAAUUAACGUGUAUAUGUGAAACCUUCAAACAAAUAAAAUGUACCUAAGCAUAAUGCGAUCAGAA